Molecule: messenger RNA, 1640 nt
Organism: Lagopus muta (rock ptarmigan)
Lineage: Eukaryota; Metazoa; Chordata; Aves; Galliformes; Phasianidae
Product: actin, cytoplasmic type 5
Exons: 2
Coding region: 118-1248 (376 amino acids)
Biological process (GO): cell motility; axonogenesis
Cellular component (GO): cytoplasm; axon; NuA4 histone acetyltransferase complex
Molecular function (GO): nucleosomal DNA binding; protein kinase binding
Source: RefSeq, a predicted model, not a curated record
GAUGGCGAAGUAAGCAGCCGCUUCCGGUUCCGGGGAUAUAACAGAGGGAGCGCGGGGUGGGGCCAAGCAUUUGCGGGUGAGGCAGCAUUCGGGUGGUGUUGUGGUGCAGGCUCAGUCAUGGCAGAUGAGGAAAUUGCUGCCCUGGUGGUGGACAAUGGCUCCGGUAUGUGCAAGGCAGGCUUUGCAGGGGAUGAUGCCCCCCGGGCUGUGUUCCCUUCCAUUGUGGGACGUCCCCGGCAUCAAGGUGUCAUGGUGGGUAUGGGGCAGAAGGACAGCUAUGUGGGAGAUGAAGCCCAGAGCAAGAGGGGCAUCCUCACCCUGAAGUACCCUAUUGAGCAUGGCAUUGUUACCAACUGGGAUGACAUGGAGAAGAUCUGGCAUCACACCUUCUACAAUGAGUUGCGUGUUGCUCCAGAGGAGCACCCUGUCCUGCUCACUGAGGCCCCGCUGAACCCUAAAGCCAACCGGGAGAAGAUGACCCAGAUCAUGUUCGAGACCUUCAACACUCCAGCUAUGUAUGUGGCCAUCCAGGCUGUGCUGUCUCUUUACGCUUCUGGUCGCACCACCGGCAUUGUCAUGGACUCUGGGGAUGGUGUCACCCACACAGUGCCCAUCUACGAGGGCUACGCUCUGCCCCAUGCCAUCCUGCGUCUGGACUUGGCUGGCCGUGACCUGACUGACUACCUCAUGAAGAUCCUGACAGAGCGAGGUUAUAGCUUCACCACCACGGCUGAGAGGGAGAUCGUCCGUGAUAUCAAGGAGAAGCUGUGCUACGUUGCUCUAGACUUUGAGCAGGAGAUGGCAACAGCUGCCUCAUCCUCCUCCCUGGAGAAAAGCUAUGAGCUGCCGGAUGGGCAGGUGAUCACCAUUGGGAAUGAGCGCUUCCGAUGCCCUGAAGCCAUCUUCCAACCUUCUUUCCUGGGCAUGGAGUCCUGCGGCAUCCAUGAGACCACCUUCAACUCCAUCAUGAAGUGUGAUGUGGACAUCAGGAAGGACCUGUAUGCCAACACCGUGCUGUCUGGGGGUACCACCAUGUACCCUGGCAUUGCUGACAGGAUGCAGAAGGAGAUCACAGCUCUAGCACCCAGCACCAUGAAGAUCAAGAUCAUUGCCCCACCGGAGCGCAAAUAUUCUGUCUGGAUCGGUGGCUCCAUCCUGGCCUCCCUCUCUACCUUCCAGCAAAUGUGGAUCAGCAAGCAGGAGUAUGAUGAGUCUGGCCCCUCCAUCGUCCAUCGCAAGUGCUUCUAGAGGGGCUGCUGGCAGUCACCUGGGGUGUCCCCACAGUGGGGCAGGCAUGGGAGGAGGUGUUGCAGGCUUGUCCUUGGGAGCUCUCCCUUCAGCUUGGACCAGUAUUGUUUGACUGUUACUUAUUUUACGUUCUAAUUUGUGGGGGUACUGAGUAGUAGCAUACGGUGUGCAUUUUAAUGGCCUUGCUCCAGUUUGGACCAGUUCAUGACUAGCUUUUUAGUGGAGAGAAAUGGCAGCCUGUCGGCUGUGGUUCUGGGGCAGAAAGUAGAUGAGUUGUUCACAUUUCCUAUGUAAUGCUAACAGGAUGACACUAAAGUAGGUUUGUCACCUUUAGGUUUGUCACAUCUGACUCGUUUGUAGGAGAACAAAUAAACUUAGGCUUAAAAGUGUAA